AUGUUAAUUCUUACAUACAACAGGAAAGGGGCAUCCAAAUUCUACAAUGGCAAAACGAAUUCUGUGGCAGAUGCUGCUCAACCGGCAAAAGGCACUGCUGAUCCUGUGAACCCAUCCCCUAAGAAGUGCAAGGGCUUCCUUUCAUUCGGCUUCAGCUGGACCAAGUCUUGGAGCAGACGUGGUGCAACCAGCAGCUCAGAGAACUUCGGGAAGACGCUGUCUGCAGCCCUUACAGGCAGUGCUCAAGGCAACAACAGGGGCGGUGGCAAUGAGCACCAGGGCUGUCAAGACCCUGCUGCCCACUGCCUGCAUCUGCACAGGAGGUCCAACACGCCUGGCGUCUCUGCUUCCCCGUCUGGACCUGGUGCCCUUCGGCCUCAGCUGAUCUCAGUGCAGAUGCAGUCGGUGUCUGUGGCUGGUGUGGAGGACGUGGCGGAGUCCACCGCCUCAGUUUCUCCCAGAGAGAAGCGCAGGAGGAGCUUGCAAUAGUGACAGUUUCGUCUGUCCAGUUAGUUGCUCCACCCACUGGUGCCCGUUUUAAGAACGCGGAAUCCAGUUGCCGGUGCUCCCAGAUUCUCAGUGCA
This is a messenger RNA of Zea mays, 584 nucleotides long. RefSeq lists its product as uncharacterized. The record is from RefSeq and is a predicted model, not a curated record. Lineage: Eukaryota; Viridiplantae; Streptophyta; Magnoliopsida; Poales; Poaceae. The transcript has a single exon. The coding region runs from base 1 to 489 and encodes 162 amino acids.